Molecule: messenger RNA, 945 nt
Organism: Neoarius graeffei (lesser salmon catfish)
Lineage: Eukaryota; Metazoa; Chordata; Actinopteri; Siluriformes; Ariidae
Product: CCN family member 3-like
Exons: 5
Coding region: 1-945 (314 amino acids)
Biological process (GO): cell adhesion; signal transduction
Cellular component (GO): extracellular matrix
Molecular function (GO): integrin binding; heparin binding
Source: RefSeq, a predicted model, not a curated record
AUGUUCAGCAGUAAGUUCAUGAAGAAGGACGUUUCUCUGUCCAUCUGUGCACAGGUUCUGUUCUUCUGUGCAGUGAUGUGUGUGAGACACAGAGGGGAACCGUGUUCACACACAGAACCGUGCAGGAAGGGGCUCCGGUGUCGCUACGUGGGAGGAACACAGAACAGGACGGGAGUGUGUGCUGCACCUAAUGCAAACUCCUGUGUCCUGGGAAACUCUGUGUACCCCAAUGGAGAGACAUUUUUCCCGACCUGCAGUUACAAGUGCGUGUGUCACGAUGGGCAGAUCAGCUGCGUCCCUCGCUGUAACCUGGACGUGAUGCUCCCGGGUCCGGACUGUCCGGUUCCCCGUAAGGUGCAGGUUCCAGGAGAAUGCUGUGAAAAGUGGGUGUGUGACGCACAGGCCGAGGUCAGCGUGCUGGGGGGCUUCGCCAUGGCAGCAUACAGACAGGAGGAGACACUGGGCUUUGAUCCCAGCAUGGAAUGCAUGGAGCAGACAACAGAGUGGAGCGCAUGCUCCCGUUCCUGUGGUAUGGGCGUGUCCACACGGGUGACCAAUCAGAAUCGGCACUGUGAGAUGGUGAAACAGAGCCGCUUGUGUAUGGUGCGUCCCUGCGACGCCCUCAAAGAGCAAGCAGACCCUCAGAAAGUCGGGACGUGUCUCAGGACAACGCAGAGCCCCAAACCUGUCCACUUCACCUUCAGGAACUGCUCGAGCGUGCAGGCAUUUCGUCCUCGUUUCUGUGGUCGGUGUUCAGACGCUCGCUGCUGUACGCCGCACGCCACCAAGACGGCACCCGUGAGGUUCCGCUGCCCGAACGGAACCACCAUCAAGAGACCUGUCAUGUUCAUCCGUACGUGUGUGUGCCACCAUAACUGCCCAGUGGAGGACCGGGUACCCCAACACAGACGCGAGACCAGUGACGCCGCCAUCCUCACUGGCUGA